Alosa alosa (allis shad) is the source of this 2146-nucleotide messenger RNA. RefSeq names its product RNA binding motif protein 46 (gene rbm46). The record is from RefSeq and is a predicted model, not a curated record. NCBI's taxonomy places the organism in Eukaryota, Metazoa, Chordata, Actinopteri, Clupeiformes, Clupeidae. The coding region runs from base 122 to 1789 and encodes 555 amino acids. Gene Ontology annotation, cellular component: nucleus. The transcript has 6 exons. Gene Ontology annotation, molecular function: mRNA binding.
GUUCAUCCUUGAACUCCAGCGCAAGUAGAAUAGCUGCUAUGCAAGUCUGAGAGAAUCUUGUCAGCAGCCAGACUUCAUACUGAAAACUACUGAGGAGUUAACAGUCAAUUAAUAAGAAGCCAUGGAUGACUCUAACGGAACCAUGGGCGGAGAAGAAAGCCGAUUGGAGAGCCCAAAUGAAGCAGCCCUUUUAGCCCUGCUGGAGAAGACUGGCUACAGUAUGGUUCAGGAGAAUGGCCAAAGGAAGUUUGGUGGUCCACCUCCAGGUUGGGAUGGGCCGCCUCCUCCUCGGGGCUGCGAGGUGUUUGUGGGCAAGAUCCCGCGGGACAUGUACGAGGAUGAGCUGGUGCCAGUGUUUGAGCGUGCUGGACGCAUCUAUGAGUUCCGCCUGAUGAUGGAGUUCAGUGGCGAGAACCGCGGCUACGCCUUCGUCAUGUACACGACCCGCGAGGCGGCCCAGCGCGCCAUCCAGCUGCUCGACAACCACGAGAUACGACCUGGCAAGUUCAUCGGUGUAUGCGUGAGCCUGGACAACUGCCGCCUGUUCAUUGGCUCCAUCCCUAAGGACAAACGCAGGGAGGAGAUCCAGGAGGAGAUGAUGAAGGUGACUGACGGAGUUGUGGAUGUGAUCGUUUACCCCAGUGCCACUGACAAGACCAAGAAUCGCGGCUUCGCCUUCGUGGAGUACGAGUCCCACAAGGCUGCAGCCAUGGCCCGCAGGAAACUCAUACCAGGAACAUUCCAGCUGUGGGGUCACACCAUUCAGGUGGACUGGGCAGAGCCAGAGCGCGAUGUGGACGAGGAGACCAUGCAGCGGGUGCGCGUGCUCUACGUGCGCAACCUGAUGCUGCACACCACCGAGGAGACGCUGCGCACCGAGUUCUCGCGCCUGAAGCCCGGCGCCGUCGAGCGCAUCAAGAAGCUCACGGACUACGCCUUCGUGCACUUCCAUUCUCGCGAGGACGCCGUCGCCGCCAUGCACACGUCCAAUGGUGCCAUCGUCGAUGGAUCCCCCAUCGAGGUCACACUCGCCAAGCCCGUCAGCAAGGACGGCGGACGGCGCUUGAACGCCCGCGGCGGCUGUGGCGGUGGUGCGCUCACCAGCAUGCCAGUGCCCGGCCCUUACGGCGACACCAAUGCCUACGUCUUCCAGGGCAAGCCGGAGGACCUCGCCAGCAUGGCGGCUGUCACAGCGAGUAUGGGGGGCCUGAAGCUGAUCACCAACGGCGGCGGGACCAACUCGGGGCGUCCCCUUGGCCUGCCGUCGCGCCUGGGCAGCCCGUGCCUGCUGGACGUGGAACGCUGCGUGUUCCCGUUUCACCCGGGAGCCAGCCUGGUGCCCGUGGGCCUGCAGGCGCUGAAGCCCGGGCAGCUGAGCUCAGCCGUCAGCCUGCUGGAGUACCACUGCCUGAAGAACGGCUGGGCGCCCCCCGAGUACUACCUCUACUCCACGGUGGCCCAGGAGGGCAAGAUGCUGCUCGUGUACAAGGUGGUGAUUGGGAGCACGCGCAGCAGCUUCAUGCCCGACAAGGUGUGCACCGUACUGGAGGACGCCAAGGAGCUAGCCGCGCAGCACGCACUCUGGAGCCUGGAUUGCUCCUUCCUGGGACAGGGCUCUCCUGGCAGCCUGUCCCCACCAGCUCCUUCCUCCUCCCCCGGUCUGCUCUCCUUCGGCUGCCGGCCUGUGCCGUACCCCAGUUACCCUCUGGCGCCCCUGUCCCCUCCCCUGCCCCUCAGCGGCGCACCAGGCCAGAGGAUCUACCUGCCCAGCCAGGGGCCCUUCUACUGACCCCCCGCAGCCGGCUAGCAGCCACUCGCCUGUCCUGUUUAAGAUGUCAUGCAUCACUGGCCACUCACCUGUCCUGUGUAACAUGUCAUGCAUCUCUGGCAGGACAGUGAGUUUUGUAGACAGGGGAGUUUGGUGAGAGUAUUUACUGCAUUUGAUUGGGGAGUUCUACAGGUUCUGUCUUUUCUGGGGUGUGGGUGGGUGAGGGAAGGGGGGUUUGGCAUGGAUCAAUUUGGUGAUCAACUGCCAUUUUUUGUUACCAGGGAUAGUUAGUAUGAUUGAAUUUCGUUGUUCUUAUCUUUGCUACUUGUAUUUUAACUUUUGCAGUGAAAGACACUGUUGUUGUGAUACAUAUAUAUA